AAUCACAGCAGGCAGGUCCCUAUGCCAGAGAUUUCUGAGUUUUCACCACAAGGGCAGUAUGCUUCUAGCAGCAUUUUAGAUGAAGUUGGUGGUAAAGAUGAUGAAUCGUCAUCGAACGCGUUGAAAACACGAAGUCUUCCAGCAUGGGUCCGCUCAAAACCGAGACCUCUGUCGACUGAAGAUGAUUUGAACGAUUUGUACGCUAAAGUUAAUUUUAGCAAAAAACGGAAAAAUCGAAUGCGAAACGACGAAGCCGCAAUCAUAGCGCUGAGCAAAUCACAAUAUCUGCACAAAGACACUGACACGUUGGUCGAUAACGAAGCAGUGAUUGUUUAUGACGAACGAACGGCCUUAUAAACGAAACAUAAAGCCUAUUUUACUAAAAUGCGACGAAAAAAUAAGAUAGUAUUGACCACGUGUACACCACGUGACUGAUAUUCGUAAAUAUUUUAAUGUUUGAUGUCAACUUUUAAAUCGCAAUGAACUUAAUCAAGUUAAUUAAUCGAAGGCAGAAAAUAUCACUUUUCAUAUCUUUACAUGAAAAUUAAAUGACGAAUUUUGAAGCGAAUUGAAUUGCUACGUGAAAGACUUGCAGAUUGACAAAUAAGAAAUAUUUAUAAUGUACUUUACAAAUGCGAACGAAUUUGUCAGGUUUUAUCAAUCACCUUAAUUAAAGUAGCAUUAUCAUAAACAUGUACACAUACAAAUAUCAAGUAGACAAAAAUAACAUAUUUUCUCGCAACAUUCAGUAAAAACUUUACUCUAAUAUUGAAAAUAUCGAAAUAUAUUGUGACUCUGAAUAUUGAAAAUACGUUUAAUAGUAUCAUUGUUUUAUAGACUAGUAGUUAAUAGAAACCCAAAUUCUGUGAUAAUUAUUUAACCGUUUACUAAAGCGUAAUUCUCUUCAUAGUAUCUUGCAAAUAACCAAAUUUCGUGUAAGUUUAACAACACUGAAGCUUUGUCUUCAAGUGCAAACUACAAAAUUCAGGCCCACUAUCCGCGUAUACACCAGAUCAUGUAGACGCAAUUGCCAAUUAUCGAUUGAAUGGACGGCAAUUAUUUUGUAAUCGGAUUGCCUGUUUUUUACCUGAUUUUGGACAAGUUUGCUAUCGCGCGGUCUACGUGAACAGUGGGUCUUGAUAUAAUAUUAAUUUAUCACACCAUGUACAAUUAAGCACUAAGAUUUUUAAAAGACUGCCUAACGACCUAACGAAAAGCGUAUACUUAGGGAGCUUUUUCGCAUAAACGUGUUAAUAACAAGUUGGUAACUUCUAAUGGAUUUUAUUAUAAAAAAAUCAUCUGGCCUUUUGUCGACCCCCAGAGCUUUCAUCACAUAAAUGUCACUCUUAUUUUUACAAACUUCAUCCCUAAUAAGUUGUUUCUAUUCUGGUAACAACGUUGCAAAUUUACAAACAUAACAAAACGCAUAUAUAAUUCAUCACCAAUUAGUAAUAAAACAUUUACAAACACACUUUAUGUAAAACAAAUAUAAUAUAAUUAAUUGCAAA
This is a messenger RNA of Dalotia coriaria, 1508 nucleotides long. RefSeq lists its product as uncharacterized. The record is from RefSeq and is a predicted model, not a curated record. The transcript has 3 exons. The coding region runs from base 22 to 357 and encodes 111 amino acids. NCBI's taxonomy places the organism in Eukaryota, Metazoa, Arthropoda, Insecta, Coleoptera, Staphylinidae.